Messenger RNA from Pipistrellus kuhlii (Kuhl's pipistrelle), 895 nucleotides. It is a transcript of the gene RPS19BP1, whose product is annotated as ribosomal protein S19 binding protein 1. Gene Ontology annotation, molecular function: enzyme binding. Gene Ontology annotation, cellular component: nucleolus. The record is from RefSeq and is a predicted model, not a curated record. The transcript has 4 exons. Lineage: Eukaryota; Metazoa; Chordata; Mammalia; Chiroptera; Vespertilionidae. Bases 66 to 488 code for a protein of 140 amino acids.
CUGGGACAACGAGGGGGGCCGGGGCGGAAGUAGCGUGGGGCGUGUGGGCGGGGCCAGGCGCAGCCAUGUCGGCGGCCUUGCUGCGCAGAGGCCUGGAGCUCCUGGGGGCGCCCGAGGCCCCCCAGGCCAAGCCGGGCCAGGCCAAGCCGAGCGGGGCUCCGGGGAAGCAGGCCGCGAAGGCGAAGGCGAAGGCGAAGGCGGCCCAGGCCGGGAAACUGCGGAACUCGGCGAAAGGGAAAGUGCCCAAGUCGGCGCUGGCCGAGUUCCAGAAGCGAGAGCAGCGAGGCUACCUUGGCGUGAACCUGGCGUUUAUGACCAGUGCCAGGAGCACCGUGCCCGAGUCCGUCACCAGGCAGAUUCUGCGCCAGAAUCGGGGCCGCAAGGCCUGUGACCGGCCCGGGGCCAAGAAGAAGAAGAAGAAGGCUGAAGGCACGGUGUUCACGGAGGAGGACUUCCAGAAGUUCCAGCAGGAGUACUUCGGCAGCUAGGCCCCUGGAGGCCAUGGGAGAGACUUGGGCUCAGCUUUCUCCUCUGACCUCGCAGCCACUGCUGGGCCUGGCACCCUGCCAUGCAGAGGGGCCAGCCUGACCUGAGGAAGCCCCGGAGCUGGAGCCAGGGGCAGGGUGGAGUGGAGCUGGCGAGCUGGAAGCCUGCGGGAGCAUUUGAACAUUUAAACUCUGACGGGAAACCCGCAGGCUUGGGAGGAGCCACCUUCCUGCCAAAAAGGAACCUUUCUGACUUGUUUGCUUUGGCCCAGGUAGGACCUCUUGGCUGUUUGCUUGUGGAGGCCAGUUCCUGGGCCGCAGGGCCACACCUCCAGGAGCAGGGGGAGGCUUCUGGGUAUGCUUCCGGGUUCUAAUAAAUAUGGCUGGAGCUGGAUGUGCGCUGCUGGUCU